GAUUCAAAUAAAAGGUUUACUCUUCCCACCCGUUUGUUUAAUCCACCACCAAACACACACAACUCUUAGAAGUUCAAAAUGGUUAAUUUCACAAUUGACGAAAUCCGUCGUUUGAUGGACAAGGUUACCAAUGUCCGUAACAUGUCCGUCAUUGCUCACGUCGACCACGGUAAAUCUACUUUAUCCGAUUCCUUGGUCUCCAAGGCCGGUAUUAUCUCCUCUGGUCGUGCUGGUGAAGCUCGUUAUAUGGAUACUCGUAAAGAUGAAAUCGAACGUGGUAUUACCAUCAAGUCCACUGCCAUUUCCAUGUAUUUCGAAAUGGGUGAAGAAGAUAUCAAGGAAAUCAAGGGCCAAAAGACCGAUGGUACAGCUUUCUUGAUCAACUUGAUCGAUUCUCCCGGUCACGUCGAUUUCUCUUCUGAAGUUACCGCUGCUCUUCGUGUCACUGAUGGUGCCCUCGUCGUCGUUGACUGUAUCGACGGUGUCUGUGUCCAAACUGAAACUGUCUUGCGUCAAGCCUUGGGUGAACGUAUCAAGCCUGUUAUCUGUCUUAACAAGGUUGAUCGUGCUCUUCUUGAACUUCAAUUGGACAAGGAAGAACUUUACCAAUCCUUCUCUCGUACCAUCGAAUCCGUCAACGUCAUUAUCUCUACCUACAUUGAUGAAGCUCUCGGUGACUGCCAAGUCUACCCCGAAAAGGGUACUGUUGCCUUCGCUUCCGGUCUUCACGGCUGGGGUUUCACUCUUCGUCAAUUCGCCAACCGUUAUGCCAAGAAGUUUGGUGUUGACAAGGAAAAGAUGAUGACCAAGCUCUGGGGCAACAACUUCUUCAACCCCAAGACCAAGAAGUGGUCCACCAAGGCCACCGAUGCUGAUGGCAAGCCUCUUGAACGUGCCUUCAACAUGUUCGUUUUGGACCCCAUCUACCGUAUCUUUGAUUCCAUCAUGAACUUCAAGAAGGAACAAACUGCCACCCUUUUGGAAAAGUUGGAAAUCACUCUCAGCUCUGACGAAAAGGAUUUGGACGGUAAGGCUCUCUUGAAGGUUGUCAUGCGUAAGUUCUUGCCUUGUGGUGAUGCUCUUUUGGAAAUGAUCUGUAUCCACUUGCCCUCUCCUAUCACCUCUCAAGCCUACCGUUCCGCUCUCUUGUACGAAGGUCCCACUGAUGACGAAUGUGCCAUCGGUAUCCGUAACUGUGACCCCAACGGUCCUCUUAUGUUGUACGUCUCCAAGAUGGUUCCUACCUCCGAUAAGGGUCGUUUCUAUGCCUUCGGUCGUGUCUUCUCUGGUACUGUCCGUGCUGGUAUGAAGGUUCGUAUCCAAGGUCCCAACUAUGUUCCCGGUAGUAAGAACGAUCUUGCCGUCAAGUCUAUCCAACGUACCGUUCUCAUGAUGGGUCGUAACGUUGAAGCUAUUGAAGACUGUCCCGCCGGUAACAUCAUUGGUCUCGUUGGUGUCGAUCAAUUCUUGGUCAAGUCUGUCUAUGCUUCCGUUCUUACUGCCUCUCCUGGUAUUCAAGAACCCGUCUACCUUGUUGAAAUCCAAUGUCCUGAUUCUGCUAUCGGUGGUAUCUACUCUUGUCUCAACAAGCGUCGUGGUCAAGUCUUCUCUGAAGAACAAAAGCCUGGUACUCCUAUUGUCAACGUCAAGGCCUACUUGCCCAUUAACGAAUCUUUCGGUUUCAACGCUGAUCUUCGUUCCGCCACCUCUGGUCAAGCCUUCCCUCAAGCUGUCUUUGAUCACUGGCAACUCAUGUCCGGUAACCCCUUGGAAGCCGGUAACAAGGUCUACGAUAUCGUCCGUGAUGUCCGUACCAGAAAGGGUCUUACUCCUGAUAUUCCUGGUCUUGACAAGUACUAUGACAAGCUUUAAAU
Rhizopus microsporus ATCC 52813 is the source of this 1874-nucleotide messenger RNA. Its product is annotated as P-loop containing nucleoside triphosphate hydrolase protein. NCBI's taxonomy places the organism in Eukaryota, Fungi, Mucoromycota, Mucoromycetes, Mucorales, Rhizopodaceae. Gene Ontology annotation, molecular function: GTPase activity; translation elongation factor activity; GTP binding. The coding region runs from base 79 to 1872 and encodes 597 amino acids. Gene Ontology annotation, cellular component: ribonucleoprotein complex; cytosol. The transcript has 5 exons. Gene Ontology annotation, biological process: translational elongation. The record is from RefSeq and is a predicted model, not a curated record.